Helianthus annuus (common sunflower) is the source of this 1354-nucleotide messenger RNA. RefSeq names its product UPF0481 protein At3g47200. The transcript has a single exon. Lineage: Eukaryota; Viridiplantae; Streptophyta; Magnoliopsida; Asterales; Asteraceae. The record is from RefSeq and is a predicted model, not a curated record. The coding region runs from base 65 to 1228 and encodes 387 amino acids.
UACAAUAAACCAAGACCAUAAAGAUGAUUUAGAGCAAGAUCAACAGAAAGCUUAUCUCCGGGUAAUGGAGCAUCGUCUCAAAGUCAAAACUCAUAGGCUACAAAGGUCUCAAGGAUGCCCUUGUAUCUUCAAGUUUAUCGGGGAUCUCGGAGGUGAUUACCUACACCCUCGCAUUGUCUCGAUAGGCCCUUACCACCGAGGUAAUGAUUAUUUGGUCGAGUUUGAUGACAACAAAUGGUACUUUUUAAGAGAACUGCUUUUGAGAAUGAAUGCUAAAUCGAGCAAAGAUUUAGGGUUUUUUCUAAAAGAAAUGAGAGGGUUGGAAGCACGCGCACAAGGGUGCUACGUGUCGUACGGGGAUGUGGGCCCUCUAUGUAGUUAUGAUUUUGUGGAAAUGAUGUUGCUUGAUGGUUGUUUUGUAAUCGAACUUUUAAGGUUUCUAGGAAAGAGUGAAGACAAGAUUGAUGAUGAUCCUAUUUUCGUGAGGCCGUCUACGGUCCCACUUAUGAUUGCAGACCUUCUCAAGCUUGAAAACCAACUUCCUUUCUAUGUUCUAGAGUCCUUGUAUGCGGUUACAAAGACUUCAGAACACGAGAAAGAACUACUUUCUUUAAUCAUGGAAGCUAUUAGGUUAGUCUUUCCAGUUCCCACUAAAGUUCCAUUUUCGGCCCACAGGCCCAAACAUUUACUUGAGUUAGUAUACAAAAGCCUUAUGCCAAAGGUGUACACUACACAUAUAGAUAACGAGAGGCAAACCAAGCCUACGUCAAAUGAAAUUAUACAAUGUGUGGCCCGAUUAAGGACAUCGGGGAUCAAGUUCAAGGCGCAAAAACAUGUUGGAUUUUUAGAUAUAGAGUUCAAAAACGGAGUGCUUGAAAUUCCUGUUAUAAACAUAAACGACUUCAACAUGAACCUCAUCACCAACUGUCUUGGGUGGGAGCAAUCCAGUAGAGAUGCAUUCACAUACUUCACGGACUACAUUUACUUCAUGAACUGUCUCAUCAACGAACCGAAAGAUGUAGCCUUACUUCGUGAUGACGGGAUUAUCAUGAGACACUCAAGAGAUGAUGCAAGUGUUGUUUCUUUCUUCAACAAUUUGGGGAAGAACAUACAAGUAUUCAACAUUGGGAGGAGCUAUUUGUCACGGGAAAUGGCAGAGAUAGAAUCACAUUUUUCUAGUAAUUGGGCAACCAUUAUGAGAACUUUAUCAAUCCAUAAUAGUCCUUAGUUGUUCUUUUAGUUGUUGUUAAUCCUAAUUUAUUAUGCCGUUAAAUAACUGUUAUGGUAUAUGUUUUUAGCACUUCAUAAUUUGUAUGCCUUUUGGAUUGGAUUAUUAUUGAUAUAUGUUGCAAAA